AUAGAGCCACAACAUGGGAACACUUGUGGGACAUGUUGCACCAGGUUUUGCCUUCUUUACACUUGGUCUAUGGCACUUAUUUAACAACAUAAAACUCUUUUGUCUCCGCCCAAACACCUUUACUUCAUCACCAUGGUUUCCAACUUCCAAGCUUAGACAUUUAGAGCUCUACUUAAUCAUGUUAUCUUCAUCAGCCUCCAUAGCUAUGGAGCUCUUCAUUGGACCCAAGAGACAUCAACCCUUUGACUCUGAUGGUACCAUCCCUUCAAACCACCUCCACAACUUUGAACACUCCUCUAUCUCCAUGUCCUUCUUAGUCUACGCGGUUUUUGCAGUAGUUCUUGAUCAAGCAAGGAGUAUAUCAACUCAUGUUUCGCAUGGACUGACUAUACUCGUCGCAUCUUCUGCCUUUGCUCAACAGCUCUUCCUCUUCAAUCUGCACUCUGCUGACCACAUGGGCAUUGAAGGACAAUACCAUAAGCUCCUCCAGCUUAUUAUCUUCGUUUCUCUUCUCACCAGUCUAAUCGGUAUCGCUUUGCCCAAAAGUUUCUUGGUAAGCUUUGUAAGGUCAUCAAGCAUAACUUUCCAAGGAGUGUGGUUCGUAGUGAUGGGUUACAUGCUUUGGACACCUAGAUUGAUUCCCAAGGGAUGUUUUCUUCAUGAAGAAGAAGGACACCAAGUGAUUAAAUGUUCCAGCGAUAAAGCUUUACACAGGGCCAAGUCGCUAGUCAACAUCGAGUUUAGUUGGUUCUUUGUUGGAAUCACAAUCUUUGUCAUGUCGCUUUAUUUGAUCCUGAGUGGACUUUACGGUGAAAAUGCCGAGUACUCAAUUCUUAUCACUAAAGACAAAGGUGAAGAAAGUGGUGAAGAGCAACAAGACAUAGAGUCGCUAAAGAAAAGUAAUCCAAGUGAAGACGUGGAAAGGUAAUAAAUUAUUCGGUUGUUUUUAAUUUUGACAUUGCAACUUGUACAAAAUAUAAAAUCGAUUAGAAGUAAAAAAAUGUUUGAUUGUAUAUAUAAUACUGUAUAAACUUAAUAUGAUAAGAACAAGCGUCAGCAAAAUGUAAAUCAAUUUUUAUUCAAAUU
This is a messenger RNA of Arabidopsis arenosa, 1086 nucleotides long. NCBI's taxonomy places the organism in Eukaryota, Viridiplantae, Streptophyta, Magnoliopsida, Brassicales, Brassicaceae. The record is from the annotation of a GenBank genome assembly.